GGUUGUCCUCACACACGCACUCACACACACACGCACACACACACACACACACACUGCCAGCGCUGGGAAAUAAAUAAACACACGGAUGUCAUGCAUCGGGAGUUGGUUGACCAUGGCUAAAACCCGUGUUUUGUUGGCCGCUGUCCUCCAGGCAAUGCUAUGGGGAGCCUGCGGAGCUCUGUGGUGUAACUGCACCACCAUCCUGUGCAGGAAGACCAGCCAGUGUGAGACAGACGGGGCCUGCAUGACCUCCACCUCCGUCCUUGAGGGCCAGGAGCAGCACGUCCGCACCUGCAUCACCCGUGACAACCUGGUGCCCCCCGGGCAGCCCUUCUACUGCCUGGGGGCCGCCGGCCUGCUCAACAUCUACUGCUGCUACACCGACUACUGCAACAGCAUCGACCUCCAGGUCCCCUCUGCCACGCCGCGGCCGGGGCUGGCGGCGGGCGUGGAGCCGGCGGGGCCAUGGGGCCCGGUGGAGCUGAUGGCGGUGAUCGCGGGCCCCGUGUUCCUGCUGUGCCUGCUGCUGAUGGUGGGCGUGUUCCUGUUCCAGUACCACCAGCGGGCCUACAGCCACCGGCAGCGGCUGGAGGUGGAGGACACCUCCUGCGACCACCUGUACCUGGCCAAGGACCGGACGAUCCAGGACCUCAUCUACGACAUGUCCACCUCCGGCUCCGGCUCAGGCCUGCCCCUGUUCGUCCAGCGCACGGUGGCCCGCACCAUCGUGCUGCAGGAGAUCAUCGGGAAGGGGCGCUUCGGCGAGGUGUGGCGCGGCCGCUGGCGGGGCGGCGACGUGGCCGUGAAGAUCUUCUCCUCCCGGGAGGAGCGGUCCUGGUUCCGCGAGGCGGAGAUCUACCAGACCAUCAUGCUGCGGCACGACAACAUCCUGGGCUUCAUCGCCGCCGACAACAAAGACAACGGCACGUGGACCCAGCUGUGGCUGGUGUCGGACUACCACGAGUACGGCUCGCUGUUCGACUACCUGAACCGCUACCCCGUCACCAUCGAGGGGAUGAUCAAGCUGGCGCUGUCGGCGGCCAGCGGCCUGGCUCACCUGCACAUGGAGAUCCUGGGAACCCAAGGGAAGCCGGGCAUCGCUCACCGAGACCUCAAGUCCAAGAACAUCCUGGUGAAGAAGAACUGCACGUGCGCCAUGGCCGACCUGGGCCUAGCCGUCCGCCACGACUCCCACUCGGACACCAUCGACAUCGCCCCCAACCAGAGGGUGGGCACCAAGAGGUACAUGGCGCCGGAGGUCCUUGACGAGAGCAUCAACAUGAUGCACUUUGACUCCUUCAAGUGCGCCGACAUCUACGCCCUGGGGCUGGUGUACUGGGAGAUCGCCCGCCGGUGCCACAGCGGAGGGGUCCACGAGGAGUACCAGCUGCCCUACUUCGACCUGGUGCCGUCCGACCCGUCGAUCGAGGAGAUGAGGAAGGUGGUGUGUGACCAGAAGCUUCGGCCCAACGUCCCCAAUUGGUGGCAGAGUCACGAGGCGCUGCGCGUCAUGGCCAAGGUCAUGAGGGAGUGCUGGUACUCCAACGGCGCCGCCAGACUCACCGCCCUGCGCAUCAAGAAGACCCUGUCCCAGCUCAGCGUUCAGGAGGACAUUAAGGUCUGAGCUCAGUGACCACGCGGCCCUGAGGACAGCUCACCACCUGGGGAAGGACGGACCCCUGCUCCCCCCCCCCCCUCUACGGGACGCAGGAACACAGGCAAGCCUUUGGAGAGCAGAAGCUGAAGGUGAACGCCGGUGGCUCUGUAAAUCGUCACUCCAUUAACACUCCUGCCAGCACCGAAGCCCUCGAUCGGCGCUUCCUGAAGCCCUACCUCGUGACCCGGCCAAACUACUGAACCGCCCCUCUCCUGUCCGUCUGUCGGUCCGUCUGACCGACCGACAGACGAUUCCUUCCGCACGCGCACUGUACAGAGGAGAUCAGGAUGUGUAAAUAAUAUCGUUGUGUUGUGAUAGUCCACCGGACCCCGCCCUCUUCAACCAGCCCCCCCCCCCUGACCCCGGCCUGCUCCCCGGUGAGGCCAGCUCGUGGUUCCUCGUGAUUCCCACCGGUUCCUUUGAUCUCCGUUAUACAGGCGCACGUUUCCUCGGCAACACACUGGAGAGCUUACUGAAUAAUCAUGUUCUGCUCGACGGCAGUCUCCCCCUGGAUGUCGUGCAACCUGUUCGGCAUGUGGUCCAGCCUCCCUGGUACAGGCGGACCCCAGAUCUGUCACUGUGGUCCAAUCAGUUCUUAGCCCCUUGGAUGGGCCCACAGUAGUGGUGCAACGGUUCACGGGUUACCCGUGAUCCGUACGGAUCAACCCUCACAGUUCGGGACGCGAGUGAUCCGCGGAUCGGCUGAUAAAAAAAAAAAGAAGAAGUUGUGAGUUCACGUGAUCAGUGCAUGUUUACAUGCAAGGACAAUUCCGGUAUUUACAAAAUCAUUAAGUAUCGUAGCGAAAUACAGUUUCUGUCGUUUUAUUAGGAGUUCCGUAAAUCCCAUUGAAACCGUAACCGGAAAUGUUUAUGUUUGGUUGUAGUCUUUUCGCUCGGUUCUCCGUAUCAACAGUAGGGCUAGAACCGAGCGAAAAGACUACAACCAACCCCCCUUGCAAUGUUCAAUGAGUCUUCCAUCAGAAAUGAGUGGAUUUGCAAAAUGACAAAUAAAACACGACAUAAACUGUAUUUCGCUACCAUACUACAUACAUAGAGUGUAGACUCUAAACUCUCCCCAGGCAAUGCAGACAUCCUUAAUGUUAAAUUGUAAAUCCAGGGUUAGGGAUUAUUUACUAUCCAUGUUAAUAAGAAGAAGGAAUAAUGCCUCAGAUUGCAAUUUUUUUAAAAUAUUGACUAUGCUUAAAGGAAGCAGGAUUAUUACCUAACUUUGUGCUUUAUUUUGUUUUUACACAUUUGAAGAUAUUAUUUAAAGUUUAAAUUUGUCUUGUUAUCUUUUUUGUUGUUGUUGAUCCAAAAAUGAUCCGACCCGUGACUCAAAAACCGUGACACGAUCCGAACCGUGAGUUUUGCGAUCCGUUGCACCCCUAGCCCAUAGCCUCUCACCCCACGACUGACCCCAGAUCUGUCACAGCGGUCUAAUCAGGUUCUUAUAUCCUCUCGCCAUGCACGCACGGUACCUCCUCAGGUGUUCCUCCUACCUUCUGAUCCACAGCUUUGCUCUGUGUGACUUCAAAACCAAAACCUCUAAAUCCAGCAGACCCGGGUCGAGUCGAUGGAAAGUGGAGACGCCCGGUAGGCCUGCGGCUCCCGGCUGGGGACACGAGACGUCUCGUCUUUCAAGCGUCCCCUACAGAGACCUCUGUCCUGACCUACCGUCACCAUAGCAACGUUAGGAAGAGGGGGCAAGCAGGUCAACCACUCCUGGUUAGAUUAACCGUUUGCCAGAUUUACCACACUCCAGUAGGUUGAAGAAGAGGUUAUUUGUUUGUGCUUGAGGCUCACAAACUAUUACUGCUGUACAUAGAUUAUAAAUACAAUCAGUUGAUGGUCGUUUGGUAUUUUGAUCACUUGGUGGAAUACACUUUGAUACUCAUCUCAAAAUGCGUUGCUAUCCUUGAUGGUUUGAUGUACGAUAGUGAACCUUCAAUUACUACGCACAUAUUCUGUUGCUCGUCGUGUUUCCGUCCACCCAUUGGUCCGUGUUGUUCCAGCUCCUCCCCCUCUCCUUACCUCGCCACGCUCAGCCAGAAUGUCUGUAUCCUUCUCUUUGGGGCUCUGUGCUAAACAGAAAAAGGUACUGCUGAUGUAAAGUCUCUAGCACAUUAUUUAUAAUAUCCUUUCCUCAUGCUGUGAGUUUCUAGGAAAUCCUUUGAAGGUGAAGACUAACCUGAUGGUGACAGGUUACACUAGCCCGUGUUUGUUCAGGAUUUCCUCACUGAGAGGCAAGGUUUCCACGUAAACCUCACCCAUCGGUUGUAUUACUCUGAAUCACGCAGCAGAUUAGAUUUUGUAAGAUCUGGUAUUUCUUACAAGUCCUGGGAGAGUUUGUUUAGCACUAACUGUAACCUUAUUAUUCGUGAAACCUAACUACUACUGAUUCAUCUCGUGGUAUCGCACAUGAACUUGUAUUUAUUGGUUAGAAUGUAUGCUUUACCUGCACUGUUUUGUUGAUUUUGCACACAUCUCUAUGAGGAUAGUCAGUGGCUGGAGCACUUAGCUGGAGGCUCAGAGAUGGAUCUCUACAAUCAUAACGUCUAAAUGAUCCCCAACGUGUACAAUUUAAACAUGUCUUGCCUAACAAUUUACGUGAUUUAUCUUUUUAAAUAAUAUUUUAAGUACACUUAAAGAUAAGCAAUGAGACUUCUCAUAUAUUACUCAAAGACCAAAUGUUUGCUCACACACACGAUUGAUAUUUCCUCAGUCUCAACACUACACUGUACUUACAUUAUUGAAUUAAACAUAUAUUUGACUUUCCAUGAAAAAUGAAUAAAAUGUACGGUUCGGUGA
Messenger RNA from Gadus morhua (Atlantic cod), 4465 nucleotides. RefSeq names its product activin receptor type-1B. The record is from RefSeq and is a predicted model, not a curated record. Gene Ontology annotation, molecular function: transmembrane receptor protein serine/threonine kinase activity; ATP binding. Bases 86 to 1624 code for a protein of 512 amino acids. The transcript is spliced from 9 exons. Gene Ontology annotation, biological process: cellular response to growth factor stimulus; protein phosphorylation; cell surface receptor protein serine/threonine kinase signaling pathway. Gene Ontology annotation, cellular component: plasma membrane; signaling receptor complex. Lineage: Eukaryota; Metazoa; Chordata; Actinopteri; Gadiformes; Gadidae.